Harpia harpyja (harpy eagle) is the source of this 2131-nucleotide messenger RNA. It is a transcript of the gene SLC25A11, whose product is annotated as solute carrier family 25 member 11. NCBI's taxonomy places the organism in Eukaryota, Metazoa, Chordata, Aves, Accipitriformes, Accipitridae. Gene Ontology annotation, molecular function: oxaloacetate transmembrane transporter activity; sulfate transmembrane transporter activity; thiosulfate transmembrane transporter activity. The record is from RefSeq and is a predicted model, not a curated record. Gene Ontology annotation, biological process: succinate transmembrane transport; malate transmembrane transport; thiosulfate transport. Bases 48 to 974 code for a protein of 308 amino acids. The transcript has 8 exons.
CCGGACCCCCCCCCCCCCCCCCGCCCCGGUACCGGGUCCCGGCCGCGAUGGCGGCGACACCGGCGGCCGAGAGGCCCAAGACCUCCCCGAAGUCGGUCAAGUUUCUCUUCGGCGGCCUGGCCGGGAUGGGGGCCACCGUCUUCGUGCAGCCCCUGGACCUGGUGAAGAACCGGAUGCAGCUGAGCGGGGAGGGGGCCAAGGGGCGCGAGUACCCCACCAGCCUGCACGCCCUCACCUCCAUCCUGCGCCGCGAGGGGCUGCGCGGCAUCUACACCGGGCUGUCGGCGGGGCUGCUGCGCCAGGCCACCUACACCACCACCCGCCUGGGGAUCUACAGCGUCCUGCUGGAGCGCCUGGGGGGGGCCGACGGGACCCCCCCUCCCUUCCUGGCCAAAGCCGCCAUCGGCAUGACCGCCGGCGCCGCCGGGGCCUUCGUCGGCACGCCCGCCGAGGUCGCCCUCAUCCGCAUGACGGCCGACGGCAGGUUGCCCCCCGCCGAGCGGCGCGGUUACCGCAACGUCUUCGACGCGCUGGUGCGGAUGGCGAGGGAGGAGGGGGUCGCCACGCUCUGGAGGGGCUGCAUCCCCACCAUGGCGCGGGCCGUGGUGGUCAACGCCGCCCAGCUCGCCUCCUACUCCCAAUCCAAGCAGUUCCUCCUCGACUCCGGGUAUUUCCGCGACGAUAUCCUCUGCCACUUCUGCGCCAGCAUGAUCAGCGGGCUGGUCACCACUGCCGCCUCCAUGCCCGUCGACAUCGUUAAGACCCGCAUCCAGAACAUGCGGACGAUCGAUGGGAAACCCGAAUACCGCAACGGGCUGGACGUGCUGGUGAAGGUGGUGCGGUACGAGGGGUUCUUCAGCCUCUGGAAGGGUUUUACCCCCUACUACGCCCGGCUGGGCCCCCACACCGUCCUCACCUUCAUCUUCCUCGAGCAGAUGAACAAGUGGUACAAGAGGCUCUUCCUCAGCGCCUGACCCUGCCCCAACCCGAGGGGGGGGGCUAUGGGGCAGCCCCAUAGCCCUAUAGGGCAGCCCUAUGGGGGUUAUAGAGUGUCUCGCUGUCCCUAUAGGGGCUGUGGGGGGUGUUCUCGAGUCCCCCGUGUCUCUCUGGGGGUUGGAGGGGUCCCUGGGGGGGGACGACGCUGUGGGGUGACUCUCUGGCCCCAUGGGGGGGGCUGUGGGGUGGCCCUGGGUCCCCACAGGGGGCUGUGGGGCCGCCCCGAGUCCCUAUAGGGGUUGUAGAGUGGCCCCAUGGCUGGGGGGGUGGGCUAUGGGACGUGUCUGUGGCCCCACAGGGGGCUGUGGGGUGUCCUCAUGUCCCUCAGGGGGGGCUAUGGGGUGGCCCCACAUCCCUGUGGGGCACUGUGGGGUGUCUUUCUGUCCCUAUGGGGGCUAUGGGGGGCCGUGGGGCAGCCUUGGGUCCCCUAUGGGGGCUAUAGGGUGUCCCCGUGAGGGUUUAUGGGGUGUCUGUCUGUCCCUAUAGGGGCUGUGGGGCAGACCCCCGUGUCCCCAUAGGGCAGCUGUGGGGUGGGUGACUAUGGGGUGCGCCCCCCUGCCACGGGGGGCUGUGUGUCGCCCGCCCCAUCCCUAUAGGUCAGUAAAGAAGCUGUUGGUGUCGGCUCCGGAGCCUCUAUGGGGUGGGCCCCAAAUACUGGGGGGGGGCCCCCAAAAAGCACCAGGCUGAUGCCCACCCCCCCAUCUCCCGUGGGGCCAGACGCCUGGGUCCCCCAACUUGGGGGUCUGGGGGGGGUGCAGGGAGCAGUACCUGUUAUGGGGCAGCCCCAUAUCACCCCCCCAAUACCUGAGGUUAAGAACCCCGUGGUGCCCCCUCCCCUGUUCUGCCCCACACUUUGGGGGACACUAGCCCCCCCCCAACCCCCCCCCCAACCACCAGCCCGGGGUCCAGUGCAGCCGAGGGGUUGUUUUGGGGUUCGGGGCUUUAUUGACAGUGAAUGUCAAGGUCACGCUGUGGGGCAGGAGCCCCCCCUCCCCCCAACUUCUGCCCCACAGCGGGUUCUCCUCCCCCCCCCCCCCCCCCCCCCCCGCCAUGGGGCGUCCCACGGUCCCCAGGGCCCAUCAAGUGCUUCGUUAAUGACUCCUUGUUAUCAAAUAAUUAAAGGAAAAUCUACAGA